This is a messenger RNA of Melanotaenia boesemani (Boeseman's rainbowfish), 4075 nucleotides long. It is a transcript of the gene usp1, whose product is annotated as ubiquitin specific peptidase 1. The coding region runs from base 192 to 2648 and encodes 818 amino acids. Gene Ontology annotation, molecular function: cysteine-type deubiquitinase activity; cysteine-type endopeptidase activity. The record is from RefSeq and is a predicted model, not a curated record. Gene Ontology annotation, cellular component: cytosol; nucleus. The transcript is spliced from 9 exons. Lineage: Eukaryota; Metazoa; Chordata; Actinopteri; Atheriniformes; Melanotaeniidae. Gene Ontology annotation, biological process: protein deubiquitination.
CAGCAGAUCUUCCAGCAGGAAAAAGCGCCAACUUCUGCUGCACCGUCUGAAGAGUCAAACGCCAGUAGAGAUGGUUAAAAGGACUGGAUAUUUGUAGAAAUACGCCAAACGCAGAGCUGGAAUGACUCAUUUGGUGAGGUGCGCUGUUGCGUCUCAGUAGGAAAGAGUCACCCUCCAGUUACCGGGGUAAGAUGCCAGGUCUUCAGGGUGAAGAUGUUGUGGCAGCGCAGGGGAGUCCUGUGAAGAAGAGCAAACUUUCUCUGAAGUUCUUCCAAAAGAAAGAAACAAAAAGAGCUCUGAAUUUCUCAGAACCUCAAACAGAUGAGGCCAAAACCAUUGAACCAGAGGAGCCUGAGGAAAGCUGUGAGCAGGUGGUGUUUGGUCCUGCUCCCUGUCCAGCAUCACCUGGUAUUCCUCUGCCAUGGGAGAAGAGAGAGAACUUGGUCCCAUUUGUGGGGCUUAAUAACCUGGGGAACACCUGCUAUUUGAACAGUAUCUUACAGGUUCUGUAUUACUGCCCAGGGUUCAAAGAAGGCAUAAAGAAGCUGUAUGAUAUCUCCAAAAGAAAAGACAAGCUAAAGGCAGAAAACGAUAAAAAUGAGGCUCAAAGUCAGCAGUCAGAUUGUGUGUGUGUGUCUCUGCCAGCUCACAUUGAGCUCCUCAGUAGCUUCACCAGCCUGAUCACGUCAGUAGAGGAGCUGCAGUCUGGCAUCCUGCUCAACCCUGAGAGCUUCACCGACGGAGAGCUGGCCACACCACCACGAAAAGUACUGAACACACUCAGGCAGCUAAACCCCAUGUAUGAAGGCUUUCUCCAGCAUGAUGCUCAGGAGGUUCUGCAGUGCCUCCUGGGAUACAUCCAGGAGGCCUGUGACACCAUCAGGAAGGAGCUGGAGUUGGAAUGGGAGGAUAAUGAUGAUAAAGAAGUUAAAGUGGAAAAUGGCAUAAAUUUGGUUGUCACCUGUUCCAAGACAGAAUCCAGACCUCUCACAGACGAGGAUGAGCAAGUCAGCGGCAAGAGGAAGAGCGACACUGAAGUAGGAAAUGCCAAGAAGAAGCCAAAGUCUGUCAAGUCGAAGAAAUCUGACACGGCAGAGGAAAACAUUUGUAGAAACGGACCUCUCACUCGCUCCAAGAGGAAGUCCUCCAGUGACCUCCCAGUGGAAAGCAAUCAGAAUAAAGAUGAGGAGGAGGCAGAGAAGGAGGGGGGUAAGAAAUUGCAUAAAGAGGGAGGAAAUGAGGGGAAAGGGGAAAAUGCCACUAAGGAGACAGAAGGAAAGAGGAAGAAGAGAGCUAAGCUGAGCUGGCUGAGACCAUCUGGAAAACAGCCAAGUAUUUUUUCCAAGUUCUGCAGCGUGGGAAAGAUCAGCUCCACAUCUGUGAAGAACCAGAACAAAGCAGAGCAGGAAAAAGGUAUAACAGAUGGGCCAAAUGAGAAAGCUGGACAAGACCUGCCACCUCAAACCACAGCUGAAGACAAGAGUGCACAGAAACAUAAAGAGGACCUGGGCCUGAUGGAACAGUUGUUCCACGGCCGGUUGGUUCUGAGAACUCGAUGUCUGGAGUGUGAAAGCUUCACUGAGCGGAAAGAAGACUUCCAGGACAUCAGUGUCCCAGUGCUUGAUGACCAACCCAUCAGCCCAGACAACCUCUCUGAAGUUUCUCCGGACCCCAAACCAGAGCUGAAGACUCUAAAAUGGGCCAUUGCUCAGUUUGCCUCAGUAGAGCGGAUUGUUGGAGAGGACAAAUACUUCUGUGAAACCUGCCAUCAUUACACCGAGGCUGAGAGAAGUCUGCUGUUUGACAAAACUCCUGAAGUCAUCACCAUCCACCUGAAGCGCUUCUCUGCCAACAGCUUAGAGAUGGACCCGUAUGCUGGCCUCUGUAAGGUGAAUACUCCCUUACAGACACCUUUAACCUUGUCCCUGGAAGAGUGGUGUACAAAGCCCUCAUCCACUAAAGGCCAGCAGUAUCAGCUCUUUGCUGUGGUCAUGCACAGUGGCGUCACCAUCAGCAGUGGCCACUACACCACCUACAUUCACAUGUCUGAUGUACAGGACGUGAGGCUCUGGCUGCGGGACAAAAAAGAAACAGAAGUGGAGAAGGAGGAGAAAGAAAGCAAAGAGGGAGUACAGAAAGAUGGAGUUGAAGACUAUGAUGAUGGAGAGGUGUCUUUCAGCCUGAAUGCAAGGGGACAGAGACGUGCAAGUUUGGCUAACUCUAAAUCGAGAAGCAAAAAGCGAUCAGAGGGUGGCGUUGGACUGUUGGGAGGGCAGAGGAGUCUGUCCAGCUAUGAGCUUCGAAACGGCAGCAAAGAGACAGAAAAAGCCGACACAGGCGGGGCAGCUAACGGAUCAAAACGAAGAAAGACAAUCAGUAGUUCCAGUCAAAACACUGAAGCUGGGCUUAAAGAGGAGUCAGAUGCUUCAAAGGAGACACAGGUUUCUUCCUGUGGUGGGAUGGAGGCCUUAAAGCAGCAGGCUUUCAACAACCUGCUGGAAUAUGAGGGUAAAUGGCUGCUGUUUGAUGACUCUGAGGUGCGUUUAUUUGAGGAAGAGGAUUUUCUUCGCACCUGCUCUCCUGACACAUGUUCCUCAUCAACACCUUACCUGCUGUUCUACAAAAGAGUGACUGAACAUGGGCACUAAAAUAAACACAGGCCUUUUAGCAAUUAAGACAGAUUUAUUGCUCCUCUGCAAAAAACUAAACUUUGACCAUCUUAAAAGUUAUCUUGGUUGUACUUUGCAGCAUGUCUCCUGUGGGACCAAGAUCUUUUCAGUGUAGAGACCCAUUUCAUAGAAACCAGCUGUGUGGAAAUGCGUGAUUUUUGCUGUCUGUACUGUAAUUUCUUUGACACUGGUUUUAAUACUCAUUGAUCUAAACAAAGAUUUUUUUUUCACUCAGUUUAAGUUUAGUUUAUUUUUACAAAGUGGAAAAAGCAUUUUAAACUAAAGUUUCAUUAAGUUAAAAUGCAAAAAAACUUUGACUGUUCUGGCUUUUCUAGAUUUUUUUUUUCCUUAUAUUUUCUUAUAAACAGUUCACCCACCUUUUUUCCCUCUGGAAUGAUCUCUGGUCUGAGUUCAUGUCGUUGGACACAUCAUGGUUAAAAUUUGUGAUGAUGGUGGCAGCCAUAUUGGACUACAGUCACACCAGCAGCAGAUAUUUGAAUGUUUGGUAUAAUUAAUUCAAAGCUUAUAAAAGGUGGUGUUGGUACUGGAAUAGUUCAGUUUACUUUGUACUCUUCAGAUAUCAGACUUUUCAGUGUGCCAAGUUGAAACAAAGAUUUCAUCAGUAAGUUAUUUUAGUAUAAACUGAACCUGCAACCUGGGAUUUUAACUUUGAUGUGAAAAGAAAACAUUUAGAAAAAGCCCUGCACAGUGAGAUCCAGAUUCCUACCUCAUAUCACUUACCUCCAGUGUUUUUCCACUUUCUUCAAGAGAAAUAAAUUAAAAACAAAAAAAAGACUUAAUAUAAGAGUUUCAUUGGAUCUUUUCUUUGAUAUUUUAGCAAGCUGCUUAGACGAUUCCUGUUUAUGUCUUAAGGUUUAAGGCUGCCUGAACCAUGGCACUGAUUAGAGAAAUCUAUCACCCAAUCGGAGGAAAAUGCCACCAUUAUAUUCCGUCGUUUGAUAUUUUGUUUGUGGAGCCCUCUUUCAAACACCAGCACAAAAUGUCCCCAUACAUGCCCAGCUGAGCUGCCAACUUAAAUUAUUGUUAAAUAGUCAGCAUAAUUUCCUUUCAUCUGAACCUGACUAGAAAUGUGUCCCUGUUAAGUCUUUUAAUAAGUUUUUAAUGAACGCUUGUUCUAAGACCUGUAACAGUGUAGCUUCCAGCACCUGAGUAGAAGUGUUGUUAGAUCAUGAUUUGAGUGUUUGACCCACUUAUAAUUUAGCUGUUUUUAUAAGUAAUAUUUUGUAAGCUAUUAUCACAGGAUAUGUGAAACUUCAGUAUUUCAUUUGAAGAUUUAAUAUAAAAUAAAAACCCUAUUAGAUGUGCCUGUGAAAUUGUAUCCCGUCCAAGCUAUUCACUUUUGUGUUGGGGGGUCCACACUAUCAGCAAUAAAGUUUGUACUUGCA